This is a messenger RNA of Camelina sativa (false flax), 369 nucleotides long. NCBI's taxonomy places the organism in Eukaryota, Viridiplantae, Streptophyta, Magnoliopsida, Brassicales, Brassicaceae. The record is from RefSeq and is a predicted model, not a curated record.
AUGUCUCGCAUCGAUUACGCCCCAAACGGCCUAAACCCACCUCAUGUCCACCCACGGGCCUCCGAGAUCAUUUUCGUCCUUGAAGGUCAGCUCUACGUCGGCUUCGUAACAACCGCCGGAAAACUUAUGGCCAAACACAUUAACAAAGGAGAUAUUUUCGUCUUCCCCAAGGGACUCCUCCAUUUCCAAAAGAACGUUGCCAACACUCCAGCAUCUGUAAUCGCAGCCUUCGAUAGCCAAUUGCCCGGAACACAAUCACUUGUCGCCUCUCUCUUUGGAGCUCUUCCCGAUGACAUCCUCGUUAAGUCAUUCCAGCUCAAAACCAAACAGGUUCAGAGGAUCAAAUCCAGAUACCAAGCCAAGAAAUGA